AUGGCCCAACCUAGCCUCAACUUCUUAAAGCAAGCCAACCGCAUCCGCUCUUAUUCUGUUAACAACAAAGAUGUCCAUGCCGACGAAUACCCGGAGGAUGGGUACGAGACAGAUACUUUGGGUAUGGACGGCCCUCAGUACGUGUCGCAGAUGCACGACAAGCUAGCGCAGGAAGUCGCUGCCAACAACGCGGCCAUUCGCUAUCACAACGCACAGGUCCAGGCAUUGAACGACCAGCGGUCCGCCACUCGUCGCCGCGCCCACACUACGAACGUUCUUGACGGGCCCGGGGCUCACUUGAUGACCCACUACUUUGCCAACGAGAUGCCCACUAUACCCUCACUCGGGGGUAGCAGCUUGAGAAUGCAGGAGGAACACAAUGAACUCCCGCAGGCUGUCGCCAACAUGAGCCUUCACCGCUCCAACAGCCACAAUAAUGGCUUACUCGGCGUCAACGAGGGUGGGCUCGAGGGUCCGACCAAUGCUCUGUGGCUUGGCAACGUUCCUCUCUCUACGACAAACACAACUUUGGCCGAGAUGUUCAAGAUACAUGGUCCGGUAAAGUCAGCAAGAGUGUUGACAAACAAAAAUUGCGGGUUCGUCAAUUUCGAGAACGUCGAGAGCGCCAUUGCGGCCAAGGCUGCCAUGAACGGGAAAGAGAUAUUCCCCGGGGCCAGUCCCGUCCGUAUUAACUUUGCGAAGCCUCCAUCGCCCUCUGCCACUCCCGGCCAUGAUGGCGUCUACCCAUCCCCCAGCCCAGACCCGUUGCAAGGCCGCACGGCUAGCCAGGCCAAUGCCGGCCCCACCGCUGAGGCGUCCUCGCUUGCUCUCCCAUCCGACGAGGCGCCCACACCUCCGGCGCUUCAAACCAUCGCCAACGACAUUCUCGAAAUGAUCAAAGGUCUUGGAGCCAGCAAUGAGGAUGUUGCACGUAGCUCGGAGGUGCUGGAGAAGGCCAUGGCCUACAACGACUACAUUGACGAAAUCCCCCCUGUGCGGGAGGCGACUCAAGCUCGGGUCCAUGAUGCGCCCAAGCUGCGAGAGCUUCGCAAGCGCAUCGACAACCAAAGCCUGACGGUAUCCGAGAUAGAAGAAGCCGCCAUCGACAUGCUUCCCGAGAUUGCCGAGCUGUCAUCUGAUUACUUGGGCAACACUGUUGUUCAGAAGCUGUUUGAUCACUGCUCCGACAAUGUCAAAGAUCAGAUGCUGGCCCGGAUUGCUCCUCAUCUAGCGGUUGUUGGUUGUCACAAAAACGGUACAUGGGCUGCUCAGAAGAUUAUCGACGUUUGCAAGUCUGCGCACCAAAUGGCAACCAUUACUGAGAACAUCCAUCCCUACACCUUGCCCUUAUUCCUGGACCAGUUCGGCAACUACGUUGUUCAGGGCUGCCUCAAAUUUGGCACUCCGUACACCGAUUUCAUCUUUGAAACGAUGAUGGCUCGCAUGGCGGAACUGUCGUCCGCUCGCUUUGGCGCCCGUGCUAUGCGAGCCUGUCUCGAAAGCCACCACGCCACCAAGGAUCAGCAGCGACUGCUGGCGGCCCAAAUUGCGAUUCACAGUGUUCAUCUUGCGACCGACCAGAACGGUGCCCUUCUCCUCACGUGGUAUCUCGAUACAUGCACGCUGCCACAGCGCCGCACAGUUCUAGCUCCCCGCCUAGUGCCGUAUCUGGUUCACCUUUGUACGCACAAGGUGGCUUACUUGACCGUGCUCAAGGUCGUCAACCAAAAGGCCGAGCCUCAAGCUCGCGACACCAUGCUGGAGGCCAUCUUCUUUAACGAGCCGGUUCUCGAAGCUAUCCUCCGCGAUUCCAACUAUGGGGCGACCCUCAUUUUCAAAGUCCUCACCACGCCAUUCUUUAAUGAAGAGUAUCGCGUCCAGUGUACCGAGUCUAUUAAGACAACUUUGAUUCGCAUCAAGGCGCAGCCCAACCAGGGUUACAAGCGUCUUAUGGACGAGGUUGGCCUUUCAACGCGGACCGGACCAGGAAGUAGGGAUUCUAGCGCCCAUCCUGAACAACGACAGCGUCCCAAUUCGAGGCAUACCAACUCCAACGGACAUCAUGCGGCUCAGGGCGGUGGCAAGGGUCAGUACUAUGGUGGACAAGGCCCACACGGUAGCUAUGACGGGAGCUUUGGGUCUCAGCGCAGUGAUAUGGGCGAGCCAAUGGCCGGCUACUCUCAGAUGAAUCAGUCCAUGAUGUCGACUGGGAACGGUGGAAUACCCCCAGGCAUGAUGCCAUAUCAGCAGAACAUGCUAGGCCGCGGCGGCCCAGCGAUGAACUAUGGGUAUCAAACGACACCCGGCGGCUAUGGUGUCUACGCCAAUGGCCCCAUGGCAGUGUCUCCGGGUGGUCCUAUGAAUCAGUCUGUGCCUCAGAUCCCACAAGGUCCGGCAGCCGGCAAUUACGCGACUCCCCCUCCUGGGUUUGGGAUGUCCAUGGGCGCUGGCUACGGAUACGGCAAUACCGGCGGCAUGCCGAAUGUGGGAGGUUAUGGCCAGCCGGGCCAGGGCGGCAGACGGCACCAGCGAUGA
Messenger RNA from Emericellopsis cladophorae, 2535 nucleotides. RefSeq names its product putative RNA binding protein. Gene Ontology annotation, molecular function: RNA binding. Lineage: Eukaryota; Fungi; Ascomycota; Sordariomycetes; Hypocreales; Bionectriaceae. The transcript has 2 exons. Bases 1 to 2535 code for a protein of 844 amino acids. The record is from RefSeq and is a predicted model, not a curated record.